AUGGCGCAAAAUGCAAGGGUCUCUAGUAUCACAGACGACCUGAUCCGGUCACUUUUGACCUCUGAUUCAGCAAAGAACAAGCAAGCCUACAAACACGCUAAAGAGAUCGCAACACGCAACCUUCGAGGUCAUCAGUAUGCGCGUACAAAUCAAUUCGAUGUUACAGCUAGCUUUGCAGGGCUUGACGAGAAGUUUCGAGUCAAAAAUCGAGAUGACCUCGCUGAUGCGCUGCAGGUGCGGCUGCAAAAGCUCGAAGGAUAUACAAACAAAUACAAACCUGAAAUCUUAGCAUUAUUGCUUCAACUAGCCGAUCGGCCUCUUGAAAAUACGCAAAUCGAGGCACUGGACUUGCUAAGGCCACCAAGUCCACCUCCACCGUUGACGUGGGCAGAGAUUCUGGAAGAUGACCCAUAUAGCGAUGAAGAUAUCUGGAAAGACAUUGACUAUGCCGGCGACUCUUCUGAUGAGGAGAAGCCACUGAAGAAGCCUAAAAGGCGUCCAAGCUCACCACCGACGAGUUUUGAUGAAGAUGAUACCUACGACCCGGAGUCUUGCGUUACACCAACCGAUAAAGAGAUUGUGACAAAGCUAGAAGAAACCCAAUUUUGGAGUCACCCUGCGAGCAAAGAUAGUUCCGACGUAAGCAUCACGGAGUUACAGGCAGUAAAGGAGACACUAUUCAUGAUUGGUGGAUUAAAGACAAGUCUAUAUGAAAUAGACAAACAAAAGCGCUGUUUCCGCCAUAAUUCUAACUAUGUCCUCGAUCAUACUCGAUCAACCUCUGUCGACCAUCUGCUAUCCCAGCUUGCAGAAAUUGGCUCGCGAUUGCAGGGAAUGCGACAAUGGACAUUGCAACAGCGAGCUAGCAAACGCCCAUCAUCGCCUCUCGUCCAGACUUUUGACGCUUCUGUACAGAAACGACUACUCCAAUUCGACCAUUGUUUAGCAGAAAUGCAGCAACAAUAUCUACUCCCCGAGAACCCAAUCCCUGUCAGUUUGCUCCAAUUACAUAGAGACAUCCGCAAACUGUCCACGCCCAUUCUCCGCUUAGCACCAAUCGUAACUCAGGUUGCUCGGGACCAAGCAACUCUGAAGGAUAAACCUUUGGCGCCGAUCAAUCCUUUCCGUCAUUUGGAGGCCUUAUUCGAAGCGGCUACUUUGGCGCAGAUGGCGCUCGAGGACGAAAUCUUUAAGUACUUAUCGGAGGCCUUCUUCGAGUGCCUACAGACAUAUCUAAAGCCAAUACGGCGGUGGAUGGAGACAGGAGAGCUGGGAUCCGACCAGGAGGCAUUUUUUGUCAUGGAGAAUGAUGCCAAAAGCGAAACCUCCUCGUUAUGGCAUGACCACUACGAACUGCGCCGUGAUGGCCAGAACAAGCUACAGUUUCCUUCGUUUUUGCAACCGGCGGUAGGCAAGGUCUUCAACACUGGAAAGAGUAUUGUGUUCCUGAAAGAGCUAGGAAUCUAUGAUACAGGUCUUCACUCUGAGGUUCACGAGCCCAGUCUAGACCAUGAGAUGGUAUGCGGUACCUCAGACAACGCACCACUCUCACCCUUCCCAGAACUAUUCCGCAUGGCCUUUGAGUCAUGGAUUCGUAGCAAAUACUCAAUCGCUUCCACUGUACUCCGUCAACAUAUUUUCGAGACUGACGGCCUCAUGCACGUUCUCGGAGUCUUUGAGACACUGUACCUGGGUCGAAAUGGAUCUGUCUUCGAAGACUUUGCAACUGCAAUCUUCGAACGUAUGGACGCCGGCAGACGAGGAUGGAACGAUCGAUAUGUACUCACAGAGGUAACGCGAGGUAUAUACAGCACUAUCCUCUCCCCCUCUGAAGCCGACAAAAUCGUCGUCCGCUCCACCAAAGUAAACCAAAACCACGGCAAAUCCGUCAAAGACCUAGCCAUCAUAUCCGUAGACUACGCAAUACCCUGGUCCCUCCAAAACAUAACCCAACGCGCCUCCUUCCCAACCUACCACUCCCUUUGCACCCUCCUCCUCCAAAUCUACCGAGUAAAAUACCUCCUCCAACGCACCCGCCUCCGCGCCGCUCGAAAGCCCAACCUACCUCCCCUCCUCUACAAACUCCUCCACACCCUUACCUGGUUCACCGACACCCUCCGCUCCUACAUCACCGAAACCGCUAUCCACCUCACUACCCGCACGAUGCUCUCGUCCAUGCAAAAAGCACGCGAUAUCGACGAGAUGGCACGAAUUCAUGUCGAGUAUAUGGCAAAAUUACGUCAAAGGACCCUGCUGUCGAAAGACGUACAACCAAUUUUCACAGCGAUACUCGAUAUGUUGGAUUUGGGUGUGCUGCUUGCAAGGAAAGAAGGAAAGGAGUUGGAGAGAGUGGAGGCGGAAUUUAAGCGGUUGCUUCCGUUUAUCAGUGCGGGACUGAAGAGUGUGGGGAGGGCGGGGGCGGAGCCCAUGUGGGAGCAGUUGGCGGAUCGGUUGGAGUGGGACGGGAAGAAGGACCGGAGUUUAGUAUAG
Messenger RNA from Bipolaris oryzae ATCC 44560, 2490 nucleotides. RefSeq lists its product as uncharacterized. The transcript is spliced from 2 exons. Gene Ontology annotation, biological process: spindle assembly; meiotic cell cycle; microtubule nucleation. Gene Ontology annotation, cellular component: spindle pole; centrosome; gamma-tubulin complex. Gene Ontology annotation, molecular function: gamma-tubulin binding; microtubule minus-end binding. Bases 1 to 2490 code for a protein of 829 amino acids. Lineage: Eukaryota; Fungi; Ascomycota; Dothideomycetes; Pleosporales; Pleosporaceae. The record is from RefSeq and is a predicted model, not a curated record.